Molecule: messenger RNA, 633 nt
Organism: Knipowitschia caucasica
Lineage: Eukaryota; Metazoa; Chordata; Actinopteri; Gobiiformes; Gobiidae
Source: the annotation of a GenBank genome assembly
AUGCCACACUGGCUCGUCUACUUUUCAAUGGAGGAACAGCCCAAAGAACGGGCACAAGACAAACUAUAUCAACAACACGGCGUGGAAAGACACCCCAUUCAUCACACCGCAGAUUUAAAACAUGUUCAGAGCCACAUCCAGCGCCAGCAUCAGGAAACGUACAAGAAGAAAACAGGAUAUACCAAAUUAAACUGCAACGAGGAAAGAGGGAAGAAACUUAACUCGUCUGAUAUCGUUGGCAUGUCACAUCCCACCAAUGGAAAUGCUGACAACUCAGAAAAAAGGACUCCAUCUUCUUCAUCUCCUGUCGGUGUCAAUAACGAAGAGGGCAAACGGCAGAAAUGUGGCCAGGACAAGACAAAAGAGGAGGGCAAGGCUGCAUGUUCUGUUGUAGGCCUGGGUAUCGAUACCGGUGCUAAAUGUGCCCAGGGCUCUGUGACCACUGUGCUGUUUGGCUCUGUUAAAGAGUCCACUCACUUUAAAGACAAUGGCAGGCGGUGUAGCUGGGGCGCCUUUGACAUAAAAGCUGCUGUCAUGUAUCACACUAAAGAAAUGGAAAUUAUUUUUAACUUGCAAAAACAAGAUCCAAAAAGAGUAGUGGUUUAUAGUGGCUCCGAGGAUGGAUCAGACUAG